Molecule: messenger RNA, 1281 nt
Organism: Acaulospora colombiana
Lineage: Eukaryota; Fungi; Glomeromycota; Glomeromycetes; Diversisporales; Acaulosporaceae
Source: the annotation of a GenBank genome assembly
AUGCAAAAAAAAAUAGAUGAAGGUUUUGCCGCUUUGGAAAUCAUGAUUACAGAAAAGGGGAACAGUGUGACGAGUGAAGACAUCACAAAUUUGACGAUUGAUCCAUCAUGCUUUGAUGAUGAUGAUGAUUGCUGUGACGGCGAUGGUCUCAAUGUAAAAUUCACGAAUAAUAAGAUCAGGAAACGAAAAUACAUUGGAGAUAUGGUCGCUAUAAAACAAAUGCCUGAUAUUGACGUGCAAAUAGAAAAAUUUGCCAAACAAACAAAAAUAAUUAGUUUGCUAGGAAGCUACGGUAUAUACGUCGAAAAUGUGGAUGAAACAGACUAUCUUUUUGUAGUUACUGAAUGGAUGGAAAACGGAAAUCUCCAGGAAUAUUUGUCCAAAAACAAUGCAAUUCCGUGGAAGACUAAGUUCAAAAUUGCAGAACAAAUCGCCAGAGGUCUUUGUUUUUGUAGCAGUGUAGGAAUUUUUCAUCGAGUUGUUAGAAGGUAUAAAACUCUCCAUUACUUUGCUGUUCUUCUCUGGGAAAUCUCUUCACAUCAGCUCCCGUUCGGUGACAUCGAAAGUCAUAUGAAAGCAGGUGAAAUGGCUAAAAAAGGAGAACGUCCCAGUCCGUUUUCAGAAGAUACACCGGAACAAUAUCGAAGGAUAGUCGAGGAGGCCUGGCACAAUAACCCAAUUAAACGUCCAACGAUUGAUGAAGUACGAAAGAAACUUGGAAUAAUGAGAAAAGGAGAAAAUUGUUUUCCCUCCACUGCCCCAGUUGAAACACCUGUAUCAGAUAACGCGGAAAGUGCGCCUUUCAAGUUAUUACCCAUUGAUGAAGUGAUAUUACUUGAUAAAGAGAAAAGAUACAGAGAGGCCUUUCCACAAUUCUUACAACUGGCAGAAGAUGGCAAUCCUUUGGCUUCAUAUUAUGCAGGCCUUUAUCUCUACAAUGGAACUGGCGACAUUGAAAAAGAUGAAGUUCAGGCUUUACGAUUAUUUAUGAAAUCUGCCAAUGCUGGCGAAGUACGAGGCCAGUACAUGUAUGCCUACGCCUGUCUCAAGGGAUCUUAUUACUCUAAAGAUGAAGGGCUGAAAUAUCUAAAAAAGGCCGCACUUAAGAAAAACGAUCCCGAUGCUUUAUACAUGGUUUCUCAGCUCUUUUUGAACGGAGAACAUGGUCAUCCAAUUAAUGAUAACAAAUAUAUGGAAUAUUUAAGAAAUGCAGCGGAACAUGGAUCAGCGGAGGCACGAAGUGAACUCUCAAAAAUGCCUAUUAAAAGAAUGAGUUGUUAA